AUGUCAGCGCAAAGCCUGCUCAACAGUGUCUUUUCCUGUUCCUCCCCAGGGGCCGGUGCUGCCUCUGGCAAGGGUUUGUCCAAAAGGAGAUUGCGCCAGACCCGCAGCCUAGACCCUGCCAUCAUCCGCAACUAUGGCCGAGAACCUGAGGAGGAUGAGGAUAUUGGAGGGCCCAUUCAUAACAGGGCUACUUUGGGCCGAGUUAGAGGAGCAGGUAGUGGGGGCAGCAGCCCCUGUACCCCGCUUUCUUCAGCUGAGUGUCUCGCAGUGUCUUCUUCUAGGGGUGCAAUUCGAAGGGGGCUGCCAUCUCCUGGCCCUCUGUGCUCAUCCUUCUCGACUCCCAGUACCCCCCAGGAGAAGUCACCCUCAAACAGCUUCCAAUUUGACUAUGAACCAGCCUUGGGACGAAACACCCUCAAGAGGAAUAUGGCCUGGGACCUGCCUUACUUCCUAGCUGGGCCCAGCGGUGGACGGUCCUCUUCUACUGCCGGCAUCCUCACCUCCCCAGGUGGAAGUACCAACAGCAUCUUCUCUUCUCCUCGGAGAUGGCUCCAGCAGAGGAAAUUACAGCCACCACCCAACAGCAGCAGUCAUUCCUACAUUGUGUGGAAGUCUGAGGGUGAUUUUACUUGGAACAGCAUGUCAGGGCGCAGUGUUCGGCUGAAGUCAGUUCCCGUACAAAGCCUCUCAGAGCUGGAGCGUGCCCGAUUGCAGGAAGUGGCUUUUUAUCAGCUGCAGCAGGACUGCGACCUCAGCUGUCAGAUUACCAUUCCCAAAGAUGGACAAAAAAGAAAGAAAUCUUUGAGAAAGAAACUGGAUUCACUAGGAAAGGAGAAAAACAAAGACCGAGAAUUUAUACCCCAGGCUUUUGGAAUGCCAUUAUCCCAAGUGAUUGCUAAUGACCGGGCCUACAAACUAAAACAGGACUCUCAGAGAGAGGAGCAAAAAGAUGCAUCGGAUUUUGUAGCUUCACUUUUGCCAUUUGGAAGCAAGAAACAAAACAAAGAACUCUCAAGCAGUAACUCAUCUCUUAGCUCAACCUCAGAAACACCAAAUGAGUCAACAUCCCCUAACACUCCAGAACCGGCUCCACGUGCCAGGAGGAGGGGUGCAAUGUCUGUGGACUCUAUUACAGAUCUGGAUGACAAUCAGUCUCGACUACUAGAAGCAUUACAACUGUCUUUGCCAGCUGAGGUUCAAAACAAAAAAGAAAAAGCAAGAGAUAAGAAACUGAGUCUAAACCCUAUUUACAGACAGGUUCCCAGACUUGUGGACAGCUGUUGCCAGCAUUUAGAAAAACAUGGUCUCCAGACAGUGGGAAUAUUCCGAGUUGGAAGCUCAAAAAAAAGAGUAAGACAGUUACGUGAGGAAUUUGACCGUGGUGUUGAUGUUUCAUUGGAAGAGGAACAUAGCGUCCAUGAUGUGGCCGCAUUGCUCAAAGAAUUUUUAAGGGACAUGCCAGAUCCCCUUCUCACCAGGGAACUCUAUACUGCCUUCAUCAAUACUAUCUUGUUAGAUCCUGAGGAGCAGCUGAGCACCUUACAGCUUCUCGUCUACCUCCUACCUCCCUGCAAUUGUGACACCCUCCACAGAUUGUUGCAAUUCCUCUCCACCGUGGCCAGACAUGCGGAAGACAAUGUGGACAAAGAUGGACAGGAGGUCACUGGGAACAAAAUGACAUCACUUAAUUUGGCCACUAUAUUUGGACCUAACCUGCUACACAAGCAGAAGUCUUCAGACAAAGAGUUCUCAGUCCAAAGUUCAGCCCGAGCAGAAGAAAGCACAGCUAUUAUCGCUGUGGUCCAAAAGAUGAUUGAGAGCUAUGAAACCCUUUUCAUGGUUCCUCCAGAUCUCCAGAAUGAAGUUUUGAUCAGCCUAUUAGAGACUGACCCUGAUGUUGUGGACUAUUUACUCAGAAGAAAAGCUUCCCAAUCAUCAAGCCCCCACCUGCUGAGAUCAGAGGGUUCCUUUUCCACGGAAGGGAGACAUUCAUCAACUGACUCCAAUAAAGCCUCAAGCGGAGACGUCUCCCCUUAUGAUAAUAACUCCCCAGUGUUGUCUGAACGCUCAUUGCUGGCUAUGCAAGAAGACAUUGCCCUGGGUUCAGAGAAGCUUUACAAGGUGCCUGAACAAUAUAUAUUGGUUGGCCACUUGCAGUCUAAAUCGAGGGAAAGUUCUCCUGGACUAUGGGCUGGAAAAGAUGUGUCAGAGGAGCCCUUCAAUAUUUGGGGAACCUGGCAUUCAACAUUAAAAAGUGGAUCCAAAAGCCCAGGAAUGACAGGCUCCUAUGGAGACAUUUAUGAAAGCAGCUUCCUUCGUCCAGGGCGGUGUUCCCUUUCCCAGGGGAACCUCUCCCUGAACUGCCCACGCUGGCAAGGGAAUUCCGCAGAACUGGACAGCGGGAAGCAGAUCAUCCGAAGGACUCAGACCACGGCCACCAUCCCAGAGUGUAAGCCCCAUGCUCCAGUAUCCCGAGUGUGCAGCACACCCCAGAUACAAGGAAGCAGGCGGGGCUCAGAACAAUCUCAUUCGAGAUCUGAGCAGUACUUGACUUUGAGUAGUGCAGAAGACCUCAGUGAGAGUGACUCGGAUGUGAGUUGGCUGCAAAACAGAGCCAAGUCUCUCUAUCUGAGAGUAGCAGAGAGUGGCAGAAAUGAACAGAGGCCUCCGCCUCCCUACCCUGGCCCAGGGAAGCAACUUUCAGCACCAUCUCAGCAGCCCACCGAGAAGCCAUUGUGGAGACUUCGGAGGUCAGAGGAGAGUUCAGAGACUGCGGCAAAGGAGGAAGAACAGGUGACCGCCUCCACUGACAAUUCGGAUCUUGGUCAGGAGAAUCAAGACGCAGUGAAAAAACUGGGCAAUGUUUAUUCUAUCGAAGCCAGUGAUCAGAACAGUAAAAACUUGGCAAAUCCAGACUGGCAUGAUUGGCAGAGGGAGCGAUGGCAAAUUUGGGAGCUCCUAUCCGCUGAUAAUCCAGAUGCCCUCCCUGAAACUCUAGUAUGACCACUCCCACACCUAUCUCCCAGCCACCCCCCCCAAAAAAUACACACACACAUACACAGACUGCCAUGAAUGUCCGUUCUUCCCUCCAGUAGGAAAAAAGAAAGAAAAAUGAUGCUGUUGGACAAUCAGGUGAAUUCUUCUUUUUUACACCAACUAAAGUUCUUGUAAAUGUUUUUUAAAGUCAACACUAUUUUCACUUUAAGAUUUUAAUAGCACUAUCAAAUGUCCAUUUACAAAUAAAUUUCUGUUGCAUAGCCAGCAUUUAAGGGAGAAGAAAAUGGAACAAAACUAUCUAUUUGAACAAUUGUGCCCACCUUGGCUGUGUGUAAGAUAAAAAUCUAUUGCUUUGGUGUAACUGAAUGUAUUUAUAUGUAUGCAGUUUUGAUGAUUGUAUAUUCUGUAAUGGGUUAUGUAUGAUAAUCAUAUAUGAUAUGUUCACAAACUGAAAACAAAAGGAACAAUUUUGACUGUUUUUUGUUUUUGUUUUUGUUUUUUAAUCACUGCACUUAUGUUAUAAGCAUUGAAAUUCUAUAGAGUGUGCACAAGCAGGUUUCUGUGCUUUUUAAAUAUUCAUUUGUAAAUGGGGGAAAGCCCUUUUGUCACUGCCUAAGAAAAACACUAAACUUAGAGAGACAGGAAAAGCCGUAUUUUUUAUAAUAAAAGUAGUGUGAUAGGGGGAAAAUAUAGUCACCACAUACUUUUUUCAUAUAAAAAUGCUUGUGAGCAAAAUUUAAAAUUUGAUACAUUAUAAAGAAAAUUUUUUUAGAUUGCAUUAGAAACUGUUCAGGAGUAAGGCCGUGCCUAACAGAUGGAAGGAUAAUUCAAAAGCCCUUCUCCCCAAUCUACACUCAGUACAAUUUUAUAUAAACAGUAUAUAUAAUAUAUUAUAUAUUUAUAAUGUAUGAUUUUUAUGUAUUUUUCAAAACAACAAACUGGAAUCCAAUUCUGAAAAUUUAAAAGCCUAAAUUAGGAUAUGUGGAUUACAAUUGAAUGUGGCUUUUCCUUUUACCCCAUGUGCAUUCAGUAUUAAAAACAAAUAGAUAAAUGCAAUGCUUUGGGUGUUAAAAUUAUGUUUGGAAAGAAAUCCAACUUUGCAUAUAUAUGAUACCAAAGGCUGAGGAAACAUUUUCUUUGAUGAUUUUAGGCUGCUUUGUGAACUAUAGUAAUACUAGAUAGUGUUACAAUAUAUGUUUGGGUGUUUUUCAAGUAACUGCAAAAUCAUUUCGUGGCCAGCAGAUGGCAAUUUACUUCAGUGUUUUAAGAAAAUUUUCACCUGAUAAGGGAAAGUGUAUUAUAUAUAU
Molecule: messenger RNA, 4304 nt
Organism: Dromiciops gliroides (monito del monte)
Lineage: Eukaryota; Metazoa; Chordata; Mammalia; Microbiotheria; Microbiotheriidae
Gene: ARHGAP6
Product: Rho GTPase activating protein 6
Exons: 13
Coding region: 1-3003 (1000 amino acids)
Biological process (GO): signal transduction
Source: RefSeq, a predicted model, not a curated record